This is a messenger RNA of Echinops telfairi (small Madagascar hedgehog), 1199 nucleotides long. It is a transcript of the gene GRPR, whose product is annotated as gastrin releasing peptide receptor. Lineage: Eukaryota; Metazoa; Chordata; Mammalia; Afrosoricida; Tenrecidae. The record is from RefSeq and is a predicted model, not a curated record. The coding region runs from base 36 to 1199 and encodes 387 amino acids. The transcript has 3 exons. Gene Ontology annotation, molecular function: G protein-coupled peptide receptor activity. Gene Ontology annotation, biological process: G protein-coupled receptor signaling pathway. Gene Ontology annotation, cellular component: membrane.
GAAGAGGGGCUCCAGGCCCUUGUAGGUGGGGAGGAAUGGAGACCAUGGCUCUCAAUGACUGCUUCCUCCGAAACUUGGACUUGGACAGUUUGCUGCCCUGCAACAUCUCUAAUCACAGUGCGGACUUCUCAGGGACCAAUGACUGGUUCCACCCGGGCAUCCUCUAUGUCAUCCCGGUGGUGUAUGGCGUGAUCAUCCUGAUAGGUCUGGUUGGCAACAUCACCCUCAUCAAGAUCUUCUGUACGGUCAAGUCCAUGCGCAACGUGCCCAACCUGUUCAUCUCCAGUCUGGCCUUGGGAGACCUGCUCCUCCUGGUAACGUGUGCCCCUGUGGAUGCCAGCAGGUACGUGGCCGACAGAUGGCUGUUUGGCCGGAUUGGCUGCAAACUGAUUCCCUUCAUCCAGCUCACCUCGGUGGGGGUGUCUGUCUUCACACUCACUGCUCUCUCGGCAGACAGGUACAAAGCCAUUGUCCGGCCAAUGGAUAUUCAGGCCUCUCAUGCUCUGAUGAAGAUCUGCCUCAAAGCUGCCUUCAUCUGGAUCAUCUCCAUGCUGCUGGCCAUCCCAGAAGCUGUGUUUUCAGACCUGCAUCCCUUCUAUGAGGAGAGCACCAACCAGACCUUCAUUAGCUGUGCCCCAUACCCACACUCCAAUGAGCUGCACCCCAAAAUCCACUCCAUGGCUUCCUUCCUGGUCUUCUACAUCAUCCCACUGUCCAUCAUCUCUGUCUACUACUACUUCAUUGCCAAAAAUCUGAUCCAGAGUGCUUACAACCUGCCUGUGGAGGGGAAUAUCCAUGUCAAGAAGCAGAUUGAAUCCCGGAAGCGACUUGCCAAGACCGUGCUGGUGUUUGUGGCCCUCUUUGCCUUUUGUUGGCUUCCCAACCACGUCAUCUACCUGUACCGCUCCUACCACUACUCUAAGGUAGACACCUCCAUGCUCCACUUCAUCACCAGUAUCUGUGCCCGCCUCCUGGCCUUCACCAACUCCUGCGUGAACCCCUUCGCUCUCUACCUGCUGAGCAAGAGCUUCCGGAAACAAUUCAACACCCAGCUCCUCUGCUGCCGGCCCGGCCUGCUGGCGCGCUCCCACAGCACCGCCAGGAGCACCACCUGUAUGACUUCCUUUAAGACCACCAACCCCUCGGUGGCCACUUUCAGCCUCAUCAAUGGUAAUAUCUGUCAUGAAGGGUAUGUCUAG